Messenger RNA from Cotesia glomerata, 1588 nucleotides. RefSeq lists its product as uncharacterized. Lineage: Eukaryota; Metazoa; Arthropoda; Insecta; Hymenoptera; Braconidae. The transcript is spliced from 3 exons. The coding region runs from base 454 to 1524 and encodes 356 amino acids. The record is from RefSeq and is a predicted model, not a curated record.
UCCCCUCUUUUACGUAACCUUGAAUUAGUUUAAUAAAUCGCCCGCCUAAUUGCAGCGCUUUCUUUGUUCUUUAUUGUGUGAUACUAAUGCCGCAAAUAUCGAGAACAAAGCUCAGUGAACACUGAAUGUACUCGCGUCGCAUUUGUAUGCUUUACGUUGCGUUACAUUUUUCUAUCAUUUUUAUUCUUGUCAAAGAUGUCUGAACAAAUCGGAAAUAGAGUUUAUAAUUAUUUAAUUGGAUUUGAAAUUCAUAAUAUUAAUAAUAUUAAGUUACCUUCGUGUAGGGAUGUAUUGAAUCUCUUUAUGUACAAACAUCAAUCCUUAAAAUUAAGUAUACGAGCAAGUGCUAGUAGUGUGAUCAGUGAUACGAAUGCUAUUUGGGCUAAUCUUUUGAUUCCAACUUCUCGACCUCAGCACAGUAUUAAAUAAUUGGAAAAAAUUCACAGUGACUACAUGAAACUGAAGAAUCAUCGAAGUCGUGCAAAGACAUCGAAAAGACAACGAACAAAUGUGGAACAGUUUAGCAAACGUCUUGAUAAAUUAUUUGACAUUGCAAAUUGUGCUGCACUAAAAAAUUUACCGAAAAAUUUGCAGCAAUUUUUGACAGAUUGUCGUAAAGGAAAUAGAAAUAUCCAUCUACCAGCAAUUGACGUUAUACCAGAAGAAACUUCUGGAAAUCUGUCUGCGAUGGAAGUAGAAACUCCCAAUAAUGAGGAAAUUGGAAUGAAAUUAUCCCAACAGUCGUCCUUAAAUAGUUUCUGUAGUUCCAUAUCAAAUUCCAGUGAAUUGAAGCGAACUUGUUCAGACUUUGAAGAUACAAUGCCAGCGCCUAAGAAAAAUAAAAUUGAUAUUCUGACUUCGGAAUUAGUAUUAGCACUAGAUAGAACUAAAACUAGUAACAGAAAUGCGAUGUACAUCAUUUCUGCUGUUAUUCAAAGUUUAGGACUUGAGAUUGAUAAAUAUAAUUUAAGUUACUCCACUAUUCGCAAUGCGCGUAUUUCAAAAAGAGAAGAAAUUGUCGAUACGAUCAAAGAAGAAGAAAUUUUUGAUGACUCUCUCGUAGUGCACUGGGAUGGAAAGAUGCUUCCUGCGGGAAAUGGUCAACCAAAAGCAGAACGAUUAUCAAUACACGUCACCGGAAUAAAUACUGAUAAAAAUUUAAAAACUCCGAUUCUCUCUGAUGGCACAGGUGAAAGCCAAGCUUCAGCCAUUUUUGAAACGCUGAUAGAGUGGGAUCUUUGCGAUAAUGUUAAAGCAAUGUGCUUUGAUACAACUAGUUCAAAUACCGGUUGUUUUAAUGGCGCAUGUGCAUUAUUAGAAGAUAAAAUUGGCCGUGACUUAUUAUAUCUUGCUUGUCGCCAUCAUACUUCUGAAUUGAUGUUACGAAAUGUUGCAGAAGUUGCUUGGCCAGUGACGAAUAGUCCAAAUGUACCAAUUUUCAAAAGACUCAGAGAUAAUUGGAAAAAAUUGAUAAAUCUGCGUAUGAAAUCGGCACAGAGGAUAAAGAUAUUGCACUUAUUUUAAAUCAAAGAAAAGACGAUAUUCUUGACUUCAUAGAAAAUCAACUGAAGGUAUUAAUUAAUUCAUA